This is a messenger RNA of Echinostoma caproni, 222 nucleotides long. NCBI's taxonomy places the organism in Eukaryota, Metazoa, Platyhelminthes, Trematoda, Plagiorchiida, Echinostomatidae. The record is from the annotation of a GenBank genome assembly.
AUGCGACAAGCACUCGUCGACUACCCCGGAGUGCAUGUUGGCCCAGGUACAUGGAUUGUUGACCCCGAGUUUGCGGAUGAUUUUGUACUUGGAUACACCAUGGACAACCUCCAGCCCGUUGUCAGUCGUAUGAAUCAGUUUGCCCAGGCCAUGAAGACAUUUUCGACCGAAACUUCUGCCAUGGCACAAUCCCUCUCGAUUAAUGAGGAGCUCGUCGAGUGA